AUGCAAAACCAUAGAUUUAUUCUUAAUGAAUACAUGUAAAUCAUACUAAACAAAAGAGUAUGCUUAAAUUAAAAUGCUAAAAAUGAGCAUAUUUUUAAUUAUACACUAAACUCAAAGUCUGAUGAAGUUAGUUUGAGUAUAUCUAUUUACUUAGAACAUAACAUCAGUCAUAGAAAGAUUUUAGCAGAAUAAUGGAUACUAUCAUUUAAAAGUCAGAAUAACAGAAAUAUGCAAUGUGGCAAACAAUGCAUAUUUGAAAAAAAAUCACUUUGCUGUAUAUUCACUAAGAGCUCAUUGUAUUAAAAUUUCUUGAACAAAUAAGAGUGUUAUUAAAACUAUUUACUUUAAAUAGUUAUUGAUCAUAAUAGUAAAAACUAGAAUUUAGAAUUAUAUAAAUGCUAUCAUUUAAAUAUAAAGGAGAAUAUAUCAAUAAUUGCUCGUUUCCAUUAAUAUUUGAAUUUGAUUGAAGAAGUAGGAAAACCAAGAUCUUUAUCAUUUUAGGAAUAGACUAUGAUCCCAAAAUAGAAUAAUAGAUUAGUGAGAUUUAAUUCAGAUUAAAUAAGAAUACCUGAAAAGAAGGUUCUUAUGUAUUCAGUUGAUGAAGAGAUCACUUUUUUAAUAGAUGAAAAUUAAGUAGAGAGAGUGAUUAGUCAAAAUUCUGAUUCAGAUUAUAUGAUAUAAACAAUAGAGGAAGAGACUGAUGUAAGUGAAUGGUAAGUUAUUGAUCAUAAACAUUUGCUUAAAAGUGAUUAAAAGAAAUUACUUAAUUCAUUGUAAGAGAUGAGAAAUCUUUUCAAUUCUAAAUCCAAACAUAGUCAUUAGAUAUAAUUGGCUUUAGAAUUCAUCUUAUGA
Messenger RNA from Paramecium pentaurelia, 852 nucleotides. The record is from the annotation of a GenBank genome assembly. Lineage: Eukaryota; Ciliophora; Oligohymenophorea; Peniculida; Parameciidae.